AUGACAGUCGAUGCUCUCUACAAUCGUCCCGGUCCCAAUCGCCUCAUUCCCAGUGAUGUCUACAAGACCACCGAUGUCACCCAGGCUGUUAAGAUACGCAUUGCCAAGGAUGGCUUGGGCGCUGAAGAGCCCAUUUCCAUUCCCGGCAUUUUGAAACGUACCGUCAACAAUUAUCCCGAUCAUCCUGCGUUGAGAACCAAAAAUGCCAAAAGGGAAUAUACCACCGUGACCUAUAGACAAUAUGAACAAAAAGUCCACCAAGUGGCCAAGGCUUUCAUGAAAUUGGGCUUGGAACCCCAUAAUGCUGUCGGUGUAUUGGCCUUCAACUGUGCCGAAUGGUUCUACUCGGCCAUGGGUGCCAUUCAUGCUGGCGGUGUUAUUGCCGGUAUUUACACCACCAACUCCCCCGAAGCCUGUAUGCAUGUCCUUCAGGAUUCACAUGCCCAAAUUGUUGUGGUCGAUGAUGCCAAACAAAUGGAAAAAAUCCAUGCCAUCAAGGAUAAAUUGCCAAACUUGAAGGCAGCCAUUCAAAUCCAGGAACCUUAUGCUCCAUUCAUGAAGAAGGAGGAUGGUUAUUAUAGGUGGUCUGAAAUUGAAGCCAUGAAUGUUUCCGAUCAGGAUGAUGCACUCAAGAAACGUUUGGAAAAUAUUGCCAUCAAUCAAUGCUGCUGCUUGGUCUACACCGUAAGUAUUCCUUACCAUCGUCCUUCAAUCGCAUUGCCGAACUUGUGA
Messenger RNA from Musca vetustissima, 732 nucleotides. Its product is annotated as very long-chain-fatty-acid--CoA ligase bubblegum-like. Bases 1 to 732 code for a protein of 243 amino acids. Gene Ontology annotation, molecular function: long-chain fatty acid-CoA ligase activity. Gene Ontology annotation, cellular component: membrane; endoplasmic reticulum. Lineage: Eukaryota; Metazoa; Arthropoda; Insecta; Diptera; Muscidae. The record is from RefSeq and is a predicted model, not a curated record. The transcript has 3 exons.